Molecule: messenger RNA, 750 nt
Organism: Paraglomus occultum
Lineage: Eukaryota; Fungi; Glomeromycota; Glomeromycetes; Paraglomerales; Paraglomeraceae
Source: the annotation of a GenBank genome assembly
CCUGAGCUGUUAAGAGCAAUAGUAGACUGCGGUUUCGAGCAUCCUUCCGAAGUCCAACAAGAAUGUAUCCCUCAGUCGCUGCUGGGAACAGAUGUUCUAUGUCAAGCAAAAUCAGGCAUGGGGAAGACGGCUGUCUUUGUACUUGCAACGUUACAACAAGUCGAACCUGCUCCCGGUGAAGUAUCGGUAAUCGUAUUGUGCCAUACUCGGGAACUGGCAUUCCAGAUUCGAAACGAGUAUACUCGAUUCGCUAAAUAUAUGCCAGAAGUUAAAAUCGACGUGUUCUACGGAGGAACAUCCAUGAAGAGCGAUAUCGAUAAAUUUAAACAAAAGGAUAAAAUUCCGCACAUCGUCGUCGGCACUCCUGGGAGAGUGUUGGCGUUAGUGAAAGACGGCUACUUGAAAGUGGGAAGUGUGAAACAUUUUGUUCUCGAUGAAUGUGACAAGAUGCUCGACCAGCUUGACAUGCGGAGGGAUGUGCAAGACAUUUUCCGAAAGACGCCGCAUGGGAAGCAAGUGAUGAUGUUUAGUGCCACUUUGAGCAAAGACAUUCGACCCAUUUGCAAGAAGUUUAUGCAAAAUCCUCUGGAGAUAUAUGUCGAUGAUGAAGCCAAACUAACACUUCAUGGUUUGAAACAGUAUUACACAAAACUGCAAGAGAGCAUGAAAAAUCGAAAGCUUAAUGACAUACUUGAUGAAGUCGAAUUCAAUCAACAUUUGUAUCCAUGGGCAAAUGAAGCAGGAGGAUCG